CAUACGGCACUCAAUUCAAUUGCAACACAUGGUGAUUUUCUGAUAAUUGGCAAUUUCUAUCAGCUUCUCUACCCAAGUCUCUUCCCAGUGGAUUUGACGACACAACGGCCUAAUGCAGGCCGUGAUACCUGCAGUGUUUUACGCUCCUAGUGAAGGAACUUAUCCUUGUCAAUUGCAACAGGCCGCCUCUACUACCCUUCAGACUCUGGCAAUCAGCAACCGAAACUUUUCUCAUCUUUGCUUCUAUUGUCGGUAGUCGUGCAAUGUCAGUACAACUGCCAAAACUCUGUACACCCCGAAAAUCGUCACACAGCAACACCCGCUUGACUCAAAAGAAUAAAAAAAACUCUCCGGCCCGUAUGAUACAAACAGUCAACAACUUCAGGAGAUGUAACCUCCACAUCUCGCUUGUAGUAAAUGCCGUUGUCCUCCCGUUCCCCUUCGCGGCCCGUAUCAUACGGGGCGUGACGUGCCGGCCUACGACAUGACCACCUCCAUCUGUAACUAUCCCCGUUCUCAUCACAUUGGCUUAUGCGGCCUAUUGCUGAGAAGUCCAGAGCAGAAUUCACAUGUAAUUAAAUUAUGAUGCAGUCCAACAACACUGGUGAACUCCUCUUGCACCGUUUCGAUGGUAAGUUUUGCUCUGCUUCGGUUGAAGAGUAGAACCACACUCUCUCUUUCCAGGCCACUGAUUCACUGACCAUUUGGACACUGGCGCUAAAGCUGUACUGGCCUGGAUAUUUCAAACUCUGGCUGUGAAUGAGAGUUAUAUGUGAUUUGGCUGUGAACUUGACACGUUGAUAGAGCACUCAGAUAGAAUAUAUAGAAAUGAGAUAAACCAGGAAGCAAGCGUCAUAUCUACAAGAGGAUUAAUUCCCCUCCAUUCUUCCUAAUACUAAAU
Molecule: messenger RNA, 901 nt
Organism: Fusarium redolens
Lineage: Eukaryota; Fungi; Ascomycota; Sordariomycetes; Hypocreales; Nectriaceae
Exons: 1
Coding region: 264-488 (74 amino acids)
Source: RefSeq, a predicted model, not a curated record